This is a messenger RNA of Gossypium raimondii (Peruvian cotton), 829 nucleotides long. RefSeq lists its product as uncharacterized. The record is from RefSeq and is a predicted model, not a curated record. Gene Ontology annotation, cellular component: cytoplasm. NCBI's taxonomy places the organism in Eukaryota, Viridiplantae, Streptophyta, Magnoliopsida, Malvales, Malvaceae. Bases 49 to 573 code for a protein of 174 amino acids. Gene Ontology annotation, molecular function: oxidoreductase activity, acting on a sulfur group of donors, disulfide as acceptor; protein-disulfide reductase activity. The transcript has 2 exons.
CUCUCUUUGAAAUCUCCACCUUUUUCCUCCUAAAAUUUUCUUCUUCCCAUGGCUUCCUCCACGGUUCCGAUCGGUGUUGCUGUCUCUGCCCCUUCUUCUUUUCUUUCUGAUCGGAGAACAUCCGUUAGAUUUUCGGAAUUUCGUGGUCUCAAGAUUAAACCCAGGUUGGCGUCGCUGGCUCAGUCGACCAGAUCGGCGAUUCAGGACCGGCGUCGAGUCGGACGUGUUGUUUGUGAGGCUCAGAACACCGCUGUUGAUGUGCCAGCAAUUAAGGAUGAAACAUGGCAGUCACUAGUUCUUGAUUGUGAAUUGCCUGUUCUGGUUGAAUUUUGGGCUCCGUGGUGCGGACCUUGCCGUAUGAUCCACCCCAUAAUCGACGAGCUGUCGAAGCAAUAUGCUGGGAAGCUCAAAUGUUACAAAGUUAACACCGACGAGAGUCCUACCAUCGCAACACGAUAUGGAAUCCGAAGCAUUCCGACUGUUAUGAUCUUCGAGAGUGGGGAGAAGAAAGAUGCAGUGAUUGGUGCCGUUCCGAAGUCGACAUUGACAACUUGCAUCGAGAGAUUCUUGUAGGGUUGGUAAGAAAAAUCUGUGUCAUAUUUUUUCCCCUAGAGUUAAGCUCUUUCAAGCAAAUCAGUAUAACUUGCAGUGGCUCAUGUUAUGAUACUGUAUCUGAAAUAAACUCGUCUGCGCCCCUGUAUAGUUCUGCUGAAGAUGCUGUAUUUUGCCUGUCUUAGUUAAUGCUAAUCAGUUGUAUGCUGCUUGUACCUGACAAUUCAUAUACAGGUAUCAUGUUCAUAUAUUUUAUAAUAGUAUAAUUGUGUUUUAA